AUGAAGCAAAUUAGUGGAAAGCUUGUCAAUGUUGAAGUAAUCGUUAAGCAAUGUAAAGCAAUUAUAGGGCUUUAUUGGCCACACGACGAUUCCAAGCACGUGCAAUCAACAAAGCUAUCAUCCCAGACAAUACACCGAUUCCGGCUUUUUCGAUAUGUUCUUUUCGCUUCUAUCUUCCUUUUGAACUCAGUCGAAAGUAAGAAAGAAAAUUCGGGUUUCAAAAUACCGACAACCUCAUCACGCUCUGCUGCUAACGUACUCGUCUCUCUCUCCAUUGAAGACGGGAGACUCGAAGCUAUUCAUCUAGUCUCCAUAGGGCUCAGGUCUGUUUGUACACUAGAUUUUACAUAA
Messenger RNA from Lactuca saligna, 351 nucleotides. NCBI's taxonomy places the organism in Eukaryota, Viridiplantae, Streptophyta, Magnoliopsida, Asterales, Asteraceae. The record is from the annotation of a GenBank genome assembly.